Gryllus bimaculatus (two-spotted cricket) is the source of this 610-nucleotide messenger RNA. NCBI's taxonomy places the organism in Eukaryota, Metazoa, Arthropoda, Insecta, Orthoptera, Gryllidae. The record is from the annotation of a GenBank genome assembly.
GCGCCCUGGGAGAGCUGGCGGCCAAACUGAAGAGGGGCUUCCCCCAGCAGGCGAUGGACGAGGGGCAGUACGUGAAGCCCGGCACCCCGCGCGUGGGCUUCGUGAUGUCGGAGUCGCUGUUCCGCAGAGACAAACGCCUACCCGAGUUCGUGGACCGGGCGUCCGGGCGCGACAGGCUGCACAUGGUGCCGCAACCCAUCUUGUCGCCCAUCUACGUGACGUGCCCGGUGCGGGUGAAAUGGCCGCACAGGCAGAGGCUCAGCGCCUUGAUGCAGUCGGCCGUUCAGGCGGGCCUCUUCCGGUAUUACGAGGGGAUGCUCGCAGAGGAACAUGCGAGAAGUUUGGUGAAAGAAGUGGUGCCCUCCGACGCCCCGCAGGCGCUGGGCCUGUCCGCCAUGUUGGAGGCGCUAGUGGCGCUGUGCGGCGGAGUGGCGUUGGCGGGCACCGCCUUUCUGGCGGAGCGCUUCGCCCAGAGGCGUGGCCGACGAGUUAGAGAUGCUUAGUGUGGCCACCUGUAUUAUAUCCUCACGUUUUCUUUAGCCCCGGAAUGUCUACCCCCACUCCUUUCCCAACAUUAGUUGAAUUAAUGAUAGCAACGAGCGUUGUAGAC